AUGAAUCCAACUCUGCCAACACCAAAAUCAAAGCUUACUCCACCUCCAACUCUGUCAAAUGUUGCGCGACGCGUUGUAGAGACGAUGUCACCGCAACGCUCACAUCAAGGCGCGAAUGCACAACAGCCACCAGAGGAAAUCAUCUUGAUUAAACACCAUCUUGCAGUUAACGGUUUGAAACCAUUGCUAAUAUCGAGACUCGAUCAUCAAGAUGCUAUAGCACGCCUGAAUCUGCUUAAACUAAUUAAGGCUAGUAUUGACACACUACAAUAUCUUCCUAAAGCUAGAAUCUUCGAUUUGUUUAAUACGAAAUACACCCGUACUGUCAUUAUUGGAGUUGGAUUAAUGGUGUUCCAACAGUUUGGAGGAAUAAAUGGAAUCGAUUUCUAUGCAAGUGAAACGUUUGUGGCUGCCGGAUUUUCUUCAGGGAAAUUUGGAACAAUUGAUUAUGCUAUAAUUCAGGUUUUACCCGUCCAGUUUGCCGAUUUGAUUGCCGAUUUGAAUAAGUCGCUAGCCAUGUUUUUGGUUCGUAGUUUGGACUUCGUGCUUCAAGGUGUUGCUGUUUGUGUGAGAUAUGUUUGGGGGAAAGGAGUGUUUCGGCCAUUGGCUUUGGAAGACCGAUCGGAAUCUUUUCGCCCAGUUUCUACCGGCGUCAGUGUCCCUUGCCCAGAUAUGGUCCAUUGUAAUUGUUUUGAUUACUAUAAUCUCCUGCCCGGACUGCGCGAUCUGCCCGGACUGCCCCUCAAACCCAAAGUACCCAAGUACACCUUUCCCUUUUCCCGUCUCGAGCCCUCGCGACAAUCUCAAUCUCUUUCUAUAAAUCGCGCCUUGUCUCUACACCCAUCGCAUUUUUCUCUCCAUCUACAAAAUCCUCACUUGUUUUUUUUGUCUAAAUCGGAGGAUUUUAAAGGUUUUGAUCAGAGAAUCGAAGCUAUAGAAAUGAAAAUAAGCAGUGGCAAUUAG
Messenger RNA from Fraxinus pennsylvanica, 963 nucleotides. The record is from the annotation of a GenBank genome assembly. Lineage: Eukaryota; Viridiplantae; Streptophyta; Magnoliopsida; Lamiales; Oleaceae.